Epinephelus fuscoguttatus (brown-marbled grouper) is the source of this 7159-nucleotide messenger RNA. RefSeq names its product adenylate cyclase type 1-like. Lineage: Eukaryota; Metazoa; Chordata; Actinopteri; Perciformes; Serranidae. Gene Ontology annotation, cellular component: plasma membrane. The record is from RefSeq and is a predicted model, not a curated record. The transcript has 20 exons. Gene Ontology annotation, biological process: adenylate cyclase-activating G protein-coupled receptor signaling pathway; intracellular signal transduction; cAMP biosynthetic process. Gene Ontology annotation, molecular function: adenylate cyclase activity. Bases 589 to 4092 code for a protein of 1167 amino acids.
GCACAAAUGAAUCAAUAUAUGGUAAAAAAGAAAAUAGAUUGCGCAGACUGUAAUGAUGGAAACAUGUCAUGUGUAGGUGGGAAAGAAGAGGACAUUGCCAUUAUGGAUGAUGUAUGCGCUGUUCUGUCACAUUGGUGAGAGGAGCUGUGCAGCCGCACCAGUCAAAUCGUCUUGACUGUGUGUUGAGUAGCUGAGACCUGUCUUAUCUUCACCUCAUAAUGCGCAGGCGUGAUCCUAUCUGAGCCUUGCAAAAAGCUUUUACCAUCUGAACUAGACGUCGUGUGCGCUGCUCUUCUUUGGCGCUCAAACGAAUGCUAAAAAAAACCCAACUGAUAAAUAUAUAUUUUUACAGAUCGCGUGCAAAUACAGCCAAGACAUGAAGGCUUCUCUGGUGGCUGAUCUCUCCGAACAACAUAAUUCAACCUGUGGAUAGUGUGGAGCGCGUCUGUGGCCACCGGCCAGUCUCCGGCUAUCUGGGACGCUCUGCCUCCAGCCUGCUGUGCGCGUCUUUUUACCGUUGGCUCCGCUCCGUGUCGGCGUGGGAUCCGGUGUUCCGUUUGACCUAAGCUGUGAGCAGGUAUUCAGUUUAUGAAUGGCACUGACAUGGAGGAAAUACCGUUUCAGAAAGUCAAAACCAGGCGGAAGAGAAGUCACUGUCCAACGGGCGUCCCUUUGACCACCAUCGCGUGUGAGGACGAGUUCGACUGCAAGGAGCUCGAGUCCCUCUUCCAGAACUACAACCUGAAACUGGAGCAGACGUCCACUCUCAAAGCCCUGGCGGUCCUCAUCUUCCUGUCCUCGACACUGGCCGUGGUGGAGUUGCUGUCCGGCCCCAGCCUCACCAUCUCCAAGGGGUCCCAUCCGGUCCACUGUGUCAUCUUCGUCUCCCUCUUCAUCGUAACUAAUGUCAAGUACCUGCAAGUGACUCAGCUGCAGCAGAUUGUCAACCUGACGCUGCUCUUCGGCUUCACUUUCUCUUUCCUCUGCUGUCCCUUCUCGCUGGGCGCGAUGGGGAUAGAGCCCCCGACGUCCCCGGAGCAAGGCGUGUGGCAGCUCAUCCUGGUCACCUUCGUCGCCUAUGCGCUCCUACCUGUGCGGACACUGUUGGCGGUUGUGUUUGGAAUAAUGGUCUCCAUCUCGCAUUUGAUUGUGACUGCCACUUCUGUCACGGUGAAAACACAGAAACUAUGGAGGACGUUGGUUGCCAACACAGUGCUGUUCACCAGUGUCAACCUGUCAGGGCUGUUCGUGCGCAUCCUGACAGAACGAGCCCAGAGGAAGGCCUUCCUCCAGGCUCGCAACUGCAUUGAAGAGAGACUCCGCAUGGAGGACGAGAACGAGAAACAGGAGCGCCUGUUAAUGAGUCUGUUGCCCAGGAACGUAGCUAUGGAGAUGAAAGAGGAUUUCCUGAAGCCCCCAGAAAGGAUCUUUCACAAAAUCUACAUCCAGCGUCAUGACAAUGUCAGCAUCCUGUUUGCAGAUAUCGUCGGUUUCACCAGUCUGGCCUCCCAGUGCACAGCCCAGGAACUGGUUAAACUGCUAAACGAGCUGUUUGGAAAGUUUGAUGAGCUUGCCACAGAGAACCACUGUCGUAGGAUUAAGAUUCUGGGAGACUGUUACUACUGUGUGUCUGGACUGACACAGCCCAAGACGGACCAUGCCCACUGCUGUGUAGAGAUGGGUCUGGACAUGAUUGACACCAUAACGUCAGUCGCAGAGGCCACAGAAGUCAACCUAAACAUGCGCGUGGGCUUGCAUACGGGUCGGGUGCUGUGCGGAGUGCUGGGCCUCAGGAAAUGGCAGUAUGAUGUGUGGUCCAAUGAUGUGACCCUAGCCAAUGUGAUGGAGGCUGGAGGACUACCUGGAAAAGUCCACAUCACCAGAUCUACACUGGAGUGCCUAAAUGGAGAUUAUGAGGUGGAGCCUGGAAACGGUCACGAAAGGAACGCCUUCCUCCAAAAACAUGAAAUUGAAACCUUCUUUAUAGUGCCAUCUCACCGACGGAAGAUAUUCCCAGGAUUGAUUCUUUCGGAUAUAAAGCCCGCCAAAAAGAUGAAGUUCAAAACUGUGUGCUACUUACUAGUGCAGCUUAUGCACUGCAGGAAGAUGUUCAAGGCUGAGAUUCCCUUCUCCAAUGUCAUGAACUGCGAGGACGGUGAUAAGCGGAGGGCCAUGCGGACAGCUCCACAGAAGCUGAGGAGUCGUUCCAACACAAACCAGGCUAAUGUGAUCCAGAGCAGCCCCAGAACCCGGGUCAACCGCUACAUCGGUCGUCUGAUCGAGGCCCGCCAGACCGAGUCAGACACAGCAGACCUCAACUUCCUCACACUCAUGUAUAAGUGCUCUGAGCGCGAGCAGAGGUACCACCAGGUUCCUGAUGAGUACUUCACCAGCGCAGUGGUCCUCUCUCUGAUCCUAGCUGCCUUGUUUGGCCUUGUCUAUCUUCUCAUUAUACCACAGGGCACAGUGGUACUUGUUCUUCUCGUCUUCUGCAUCUGUUUCCUAGUAGCUUGUAUCAUGUACCUGCAUAUCACUAGAGUACAGUGUUUUCCAGGGUGCCUGACCAUUCAGAUUCGCACUGCUCUCUGUAUUCUCAUAGUGCUCUUAAUCUACGCUGUUGCCCAGGCCUGUGUGGUGGGCUGUAUGCCCUGGUUGUGGGGUAGUGCCAACACCAACAGCUCCAUCGUCAUCAUCGAUUUGGACGGCGGCGCUAACCACACCAUGGCGGAGCUGCCUUGUGACGGUGCCCGCUACGCCUUUCUGUCCUGUGUGGUGGGCACACUCACCCUGGCACUUUUCCUGCGGGUGUCAUGGCUGCCAAAGAUGGCGCUAAUGCUCCUUCUGGGGGUGCUGUAUGUCACCGUGUUGGAGCUCAGCGGUUUUCGCAAGACUGCAGGUGGGGGGUCCUUCCACAUCCGGGGCUACGAGCCCAUCCUGUCUCUGUUGCUCUUUGUCAGUGCCCUGGCCCUCCACUCCAGGCAACUUGACCUCAAACUACGCUUGGACUUCCUAUGGGCUGUGCAGGCGGAAGAGGAUAGAGACGGCAUGGAGAAAGUCAAGCUGGACAACAGGAGGAUUCUCUUCAAUCUCUUGCCGGCCCAUGUGGCUCAGCACUUCUUACUGUCAAACCCCAGGAACAUGGUGAGCCUCGCUAAUAGACAGGCAGACAGACAAACAGACAAACAGGAUCUAUACUAUCAGUCCUACGCUCAAGUUGGUGUCCUGUUUGCCUCGAUCCCAAACUUCAAUGAUUUCUACAUUGAGCUGGAUGGCAACAACAUGGGAGUGGAGUGCCUGAGACUUCUGAAUGAGAUCAUUGCUGACUUUGAUGAGCUCAUGGAUAAGGAGUGCUACAAGGAUAUAGAGAAAAUCAAAACCAUUGGCAGUACGUACAUGGCAGCUGUGGGCCUCGUCCCCACCAUUGGAACUAAGGCCAAAAAAUCUGUUUACGACCAUCUCAGCACAAUCGCAGACUACGCCAUUGAGAUGUUUGACGUCUUGGAUGAAAUCAACUAUCAGUCGUACAACGAGUUUGUGCUGAGAGUGGGAAUCAAUGUGGGUCCAGUGGUCGCAGGGGUGAUUGGGGCGCGGCGACCUCAGUAUGACAUCUGGGGAAACACGGUCAAUGUGGCCAGCAGGAUGGACAGCACUGGAGUGCCGGGAAAGAUACAGGUGACCGAAGACGUCUAUCGCCUGCUGAAUACCAACUACGACCUGGUGUGUCGCGGCAAAGUCAGUGUCAAGGGUAAAGGUGAGAUGCUGACCUACUUCCUGGAGGGCAAAGUUCAGGGCGUGGGCACAGCAACCACGUCUUCAGUGGUGCGAUCCGCCAGCCUGGCACGCCGGAUCCACUCCUGUGGCAAAACAAGCGUCCCAACUAAUCUGGGCAGCGUCUCUUCCGCCGCCAGCCUGACCGCGUACGCCAGCAUGGGCAGCAACAUGCAGAUGAACACCGCCAACAGCAGCAACAGCCAAGCGACAUGCCUGCCCUCGUCCUGUGUGCCUGCAGUGGGCGAGGAGGAUGAAGAGGACGUGGAGGUGACAGAGAUUGAGAUCGAGGCUGUGGCAGCUGUUGCAGAUGUAGCAGUGUAGGAAGAAAGACAGGGAAACAAACUUCACUGAAAAUACAGGAAAGAAACCCUGUGUGGAGGCCAGAGGAGACAAGACAGGGCUCUCCAGGUAUUUCCUAUAAAUCCUGAGCUACUGGCGCAUCCCAGAAUAUGCUCAUUCAGGAUACAAACUUCCGGAGAAAUGACAUGGUGAUACAGACAAUCAUACUCGCUUUUAGGGAUUUUUAACUGCUUGCCACUCUUGGAAGACAAACGUGGAGUGAAGAAAGAAACCCGGAAUCUCAAAUCCUCUUUUUAACAUCUCUAUACCAGAUGAUUAGAUUUGUGGUGUUCCUGGGUUCCCUCAGAUCCAGGUAUAACGUGCAUCUUUGUUUUCUAUGUGGUACAUAUUCCAUUAUGUACAAGGGAUAUGUGCAUUAAUAUCCAGAAAAAGACUGACCAUGCUAUUGCUUUUGCACUGUCUUUCUGAUUAUGCCAAGGAUACAUUGCAUUACUUAACAGUGUAAAAUGGUGUUGUUUCUUUUUUUGGUGUGUGUAAGCAUGCAUGCGUGUACUUGUGAGUGUGUGUAUGCAUGUGUGGUUAAUUCUGAAUUGUAACGAAACAGCACAAAAAUACUUUUUUAUACUCAGAGCUCACUGGAUGAAAUAGGCUUUUUUUUUUUGAGACAUAUUUACAGUUAAUAGUGCAUGACUUUUUAAGAGUUGACAGCCAUAGUAACGGUACUCCUGUUGAAAGAAAACCAAAGUAUUGAGCUUUCCAUAGAUCUUUCAUUUUACUGCUUACAUUGCCUCAACAUACUCGAGAGGAGAGAAAAUGUCGCAUUAGGUUGAACAUAUUUGGCAUACGGGACUCUUUUAGACGUCAUCAGUUGACUUAAAAAGUGUCUUUUUGAACCCUGGAGAGACAGAAUAAGAUUUCCCGAAUAUCUGAUGGGGGUUUUUUUAGCUCUGAUUCACAAUAGUUUUAUAUAAUGUGGCAUGUAUUAAAGGAGAACUUUGAUAUUUUUCAUCCUGGACCCUAUUUUCCCAUGUUUUUGUGUCAAGAGAGAGACCGCUGCAGCCACAGCGGCAAAACAGGCUGCAAUGUGCACUGUCAGUUUACAUUCAUUAAGGCUCAGAUUGUCAUUGGAAGUGUCCUACAGAGAGGUGAAAUCUUCCUUACAUUUCGCUCGUCUGUUUGUUACUGUGACGAAGUCUUGCUCAAGGAGAGGUCUCAGGCCCUGAUCACACAGAAAUCGUUUUAGCAACUGGAGGCAGAGUUUUUGAUUGUUUUCAUUGAGUGUGUUGCGAUCCGCUUCGUGUUUCUGCGCUCUAGGUGCCUGGCAUUUUUGCCAAAGCACUCUGAACUCCUUGAGUUGAAAAUACUUCCACUCAGAGCAGAAAAGCACCCUAUAUCAUCUCUGCUUUUUUCCCAUUGUCCAAAUGGAUUAUUUGAGAGAUGGGCCUUCUGUGAAGGUCACGACAACAAGUUUACGGUUGGUAAACAAUGGAGGAGAAACCAGUGGUAGUGGUUGCUGGAUAUCCAGAGCUAUACGGCUGACAAUGGACAGCAGGUUGUCAAACUGCCCCUGAGUCAUCCUAAAAUAUGCCUGGAAACAGCCAUCAUGGAGGUGAAGCUCCUGGACCAACUGGUAGUACUCCCCGUGAUCCACCCUUAUUUUUAGGGUCUCAUGUACCCACACAGAUCUCCCUUUCCCUGUGCCCAACACACUACUUAAUGACAGCCUCUCACCCUCAACCAGAGCUACAGCAAGUACCCUCUGCCUGAACAUUUUAUUAACUAGCUACUAAUUACUAUGAAUUUUUUAGAUUGAUUCAUUACACGGGAAGGUUAGUGUAAGGACGUGAUAGGUGGUUGCCUGGCAAAAAUAAAAAGAUGCAGUAAGCGUUUUUUUUACUAGUUGCAUUCAGUUUUUAAAAAGGCAGUGCGGUGCACCUUCUGUGUGAUCGGGGCGUCAUUCUGUAAUUUGUGAGACGUGACUCGUUGCAGUAAAAACAACGGUGGUAAUGUUAGUGAGAGAUUGGGAGAGUAUUGCUGGUAAGAGUUUGAUGUGCUGAAGUACACAAAGCAUGACUUAUUGUUAGUUAUCUAAAAGAUUUUUAAUCUCAUGGCUGAAUAUUUAGCUGACCUUGACAAUGUUGAAAAGUCUGUGAGAUUUCAGAACAAGACCUCUUGUCCAAUGAGACUUGGUUACACACACUAAAAAGCAGACCAGUGAAAGAUAAGGAAAAUCAUUUAAUUUCUCGAGCACUUAUAGUGGACAUAAAUUGACGACAAUUGCCCCAAGUGAUUACAUUGCAGCCUGUUUUGCUGCUGCAGCCGCCGUGGCCUCUUUUAAUACUGGACAAAUUUCAAAAUUAUUGUUGCAAUUAGAUGCAAAAACAUAAGAAAAAGGAUUCAGGUUCAAAAAUACUGAACAUUCCCUUUAAGUCUACACACAGACAGUGGUGGCUUUGACACUGAGGAGGCAGUAAAGGUCAAUGAAAGGAACAGAUCAGGUGUUGACCUAAAAUGGAAACUAGUUAAUGCCAAAACUGGACCAGUCAUGAAGUAGGAUCAACAUCACAUAGCGGACCAGUACACCCCUAUGUAUGGUGCUGACAUCUUUGUAGAUAUCCAGGAAGACAUUCAUCCGCACAGAAGAGAGCACAUACAUUACUUAAGCACAUACAAUAAGGACACGACUUCUACAAAUGCACGACCUAGUCCUUUAGCCUAAGCCUUUUAACGCUCCAUGUACAUUGACACAUUUUCUCGAGACCACAGAAACUUUGGUGCAGUGUCGUCUUUCAGGCCUACAUUACCGUACUCCAGCUUUUUUUUCCUUCACUAUAUUUAAGCUACAUCUUCAGUUUUCCUCAAAAGGAAUAUAAGCUUUAGCACGUCUCUCAGAUGCAGUCUCAAAAAUGCGAGGCACUUCAGAUAUCUUUGUAGCCUAUAUCUUUAUCAGCGUUGGACUUUCACUUGAUCUGCAAAAGUGUAAAUACAUCAUGUUUCAAGUUUUUGCCUUACUUAAUAAGCUUACAGUGAUUGCAACCUGCCUUUUUAGAUAUAUUCACUUUGAUAUGCAGAUCAUACUUUUUGUAAA